This is a messenger RNA of Hymenoscyphus albidus, 828 nucleotides long. The record is from the annotation of a GenBank genome assembly. Lineage: Eukaryota; Fungi; Ascomycota; Leotiomycetes; Helotiales; Helotiaceae.
AUGACUCCAUCAUGUCUUGAAUCACCAAUCGAUGGCGCAGAGAACUUUCUCGGUACAGAUGAGAUUUUCCAAGUUUGCCAGGACCACAUCGGACGAGAAUGCAACGACUAUUUUCUUAAGUUUCAUCUUCAAAGGUCUCGGCUGAAGAAGUGUAUAUUCCCGGGAAACAUCUGCUACAAUGGUACAGAUGCCUUUGAAAUUAGUCAAUCAGAUAUUACCGCUCACACGGUUGGAAUAAAUUCCAAGUCAAGAGUCUCAAUGAGUCGCCGUCUCACUUGCUCACCUGUGCAUCUUGAUUCCUUUCUACUCGUCAAUACUGGUCUAAAGCCCCACGUCAACAUUUCUGUACUUGACAUGGACGCGGCUGGCUAUCUUCUAAGGAAUGAAAAGGAACAAAUGCGACUCAACAUGCUAUUGAAUACGAUGAACGGACCCAAUUCUUUAUCACAUGAGCCUUCUGGAAAGUUGAACGACCAGGUUUCGGCUCCUUACGACGUCUUUGUGUUGCCGCACAUUGAUGCCAAAGAUAUAGGCACCCACACGGUAUGGGGUAAUAUAACUUGGGACCAUAUUCAUCCAGAUUUGCGUGUUGAAGCUGGAAUGCCUUUCUUGAUGGUGUAUAGAGCUGGCAGGUCUGUGCAUGCUGUACAGAUCGAUGAUCCUCUCUUUGCGGCACAUGAAGCAGAUUGCCGGACAGCUAGAUUAGACGACAUAACGAAAAAACCAGGUUAUUGUCCUAAUCAUGAAGCCACCGCAUUAGGAUGUAUCGAGCAAUUCCAAUAUUGCGUUCCCGAGUCAGGAUUCUGUACAUCGUGGGGGUUUCGAUAA